AAAUGGGUAAAAUAGCCAAAAAUGUCUUUUCCCACAAAGUCUCAAUACCAAAUCCUCUUGCUUUGCUUAAGCAAAGCAAAAAGCAAGCCUUUUCGUCAAUUCUUUUCCUUUGGUUUCAUUUCCAUUUUCGAUGCGCUAUUUUUGCUUUAGAUUUUAAGUUCUCUGUUUUGAGAGACCAUAAACUAAAGCGAUCAUGGAAUCCGGGUUUAUGGAAACAUAGGGAACCACUCAGUCGAUUCGAUCAAGAAAGUGGCAAAAACCAGAUUCUAGGUAAAAAUUCCGACGCGCUAUUUUUGCUUUAGAUUUUAAGUUCUCUGUUUUGAGAGACCAUAAACUAAAGCGAUCAUGGAAUCCGGGUUUAUGGAAACAUAGGGAACCACUCAGUCGAUUCGAUCAAGAAAGUGGCAAAAACCAGAUUCUAGGAGAAAAUGUCUUGUUUUCUUGAGAUUUUGAAGUGUAUUCUGUGUUGUGAAGACGAGGAUAUUGGGAUUAUUGAUAACCGAACUUCUUUGAGAGAUCCUUUUAGUCGAACUUCGACUUAUAACACUUAUCAUCGUAGUUCCUCCAUAGAUGAAUCGUAUCGUAGUUCCCAAACUUGGAGUUACCCAAGUUCAUCCCUGAAUUCAUCACCAGGAAAUGAGUGGCUAUAUAAGAUUCAUUCAUCUACAACUUCAACCAAACCAUCUCAGUCCUCGGUUAAGCCAGUUCUAUAUCCUCCUAGUCUGCUGCCAUCAUUUGAAACAUCAUUUACGGCCCAGAAACCAUCUCCAUCACCUAAAGGAUUGACACCACCUAAACCAACCACACCGUCUCUGAAACCCUCUUCAUCGUCUUUUAAGCCAAGUCCAUCCCUUAAGCCAACUCUAUCAGAACUAGGGAAAGGAAAGUACAAAACACUCAAUCCAGAGGAUACAUUACCGAUUAAGCCGAUUCUAUAUCCUCCUAGUCCGCUUCCAUCAUUUAAAAUGUCAUUCACAGCCGAAAAACCAUCUCCAUCACCUAAAGGACUGACACCACCUAAAUCAACCACACCGUCUCCGAAACGCUCUUCAUCGUCUUCUAAGCCAAGUCCAUCCCUUAAGCCAACUCUAUCGGAACUAGGGAAAGGAAAGUACAAAACAGUCGAUCCAAAGGAUAUGUUACCGAUUUACAUGAUUCCAAAGGAUAUCGAGGAUUUAAUCAAGAGAGACAUUGUGCCUGAAGUUUUGAAAAAACCAUUGUCUGCCUCUACAUAUCAGGAUUUCUUUGCAGCCCUUCUAUAUGCUGAGGAUUCCUAUAUUGAGAAAUGGAGCAGUUUUGAGUUGGAGAAUGUAUCCAUGGAGUUGCAUUCAGCAACAAUCUAUCAAAAGUCAGGAAAAAACAAGCAUUCGAAAGCAAGUAAAAAGAUGGAUGAUAAAACUUUUGCAGUAUUUAAGGUGGAUUCUCUUUCUAUGACACGGCCAUUUCUUCUGUCAAGGGACUUCGUCUUUGCAAAACGUGUAGGCAAAGAAACCGAACCAUUUCAGGGUGUUUUGUAUCGGGUUGUGAAGAGCACGACCAUACUAGUCGAAUUCGGAGAGGAGUUUCAUUCUCAGCAUCAUUCAACCUGCAGAUAUAAUAUUAGUUUCUCGUUCAACAGAGUAUGUUUGAAAAGGGCUCACCAAGCGAUCGCAGCAGUGUCCGCUUCAUUAAUAGGAAAGUUUCUUUUCCCUAAUUCUUUCUCCCAACAUUCCAUGCAUAACUCGGAAUAUUAUAACCUUUAUGACCAUAAUCUCAAUCUAGAUGAAAAGUCUGCAGUUCAUCGUAUUUUGAACAUCCGAGCCCCUCCACCAUUUCUAGUAAAGGGUCCUCUCUGUGCAACUUUCAACGGUAAUUCCGAAUCCAUUUCAAAGCAACUUUCAAGAACUGGACUAGUUGUUAAAGAAGCAGUGCUGCAAAUUUAUCGACGUCACCCGCAAUCUAAAAUCCUUGUCUGCGCACCUAUAAAUAGCACAUGUGAUGUGCUAACGAGAAGCUUGAAAAUAGACAUUCCAGCAUCUGAUAUCUUCAGAGCCAAUGCUGCAUUCAGGGAGAUAGAGGGGGUUCCUAUCGAUAUUCUUCCGUCUUGCCUUUACAAAAGGGAUACCAAAUGUUUCAGUUGUCCUUCGCUCCAUGAACUAAGGGAAUUCCGAGUCAUAUUUUCAACUUUUACAAGUAGUUAUCGGCUGUACAAUGCCGGCAUAUCUGCCGGACAUUUUAGCCAUAUCUUUUUGGUGGAUGCUUCUUCAAGUACCGAACCAGAGACACUGGUGGCUUUGGCUAACUUUGCUGAUGACAGUACAACCGUGAUAAUUACCGGUGCACCCGGAAAUUGUUCAAGCACUGUCCGUUCAGAUAUUGCUAGGGAGAAGGGAUUGAGAAUAUCAUACUUCGAAAGGCUUUGCAAGCUUAGUCCAUUCAAGAAUGAUGACCCAAUGUUCAUUGCACAGCUUAAGGACCGAUCACUUUAGGGCUGUAAAUGAACAAAGCGUUCAAUUAACAAGUCAUGAACAAAGCUUGUUUAGUUAUUCUCAUUAACAAGCUCAUUUAUGUUCCUUUAAAGCUCAGUUAAAACUCUUUUAUUGUAUAUUAACAAAUUUGUUUUUUUUUUAGUGUUUAUAUUAUUUAUUUAUAA
Molecule: messenger RNA, 2632 nt
Organism: Gossypium arboreum
Lineage: Eukaryota; Viridiplantae; Streptophyta; Magnoliopsida; Malvales; Malvaceae
Product: probable RNA helicase SDE3
Exons: 4
Coding region: 429-2468 (679 amino acids)
Molecular function (GO): miRNA binding
Source: RefSeq, a predicted model, not a curated record